Aspergillus nidulans FGSC A4 is the source of this 1435-nucleotide messenger RNA. RefSeq names its product protein axhA. Gene Ontology annotation, cellular component: extracellular region. Gene Ontology annotation, biological process: L-arabinose metabolic process. The coding region runs from base 346 to 1323 and encodes 325 amino acids. Gene Ontology annotation, molecular function: alpha-L-arabinofuranosidase activity. The record is from RefSeq and is a predicted model, not a curated record. NCBI's taxonomy places the organism in Eukaryota, Fungi, Ascomycota, Eurotiomycetes, Eurotiales, Aspergillaceae. The transcript has a single exon.
UUUAACCGGAUAAUCAGGGUUGCGACCCAAAAGAUUCCCCAAAGGCCGAUCUUUGCUUGGCGUGUCAAAGCACCCUUUCUUUGCGUCGGCGGGCUUGGAGAUUCAAGGUCCAGAAAACGAAUCAGUGCUUUGCGUCGGUGGAGCAGUACUGAGUGAUUGUCUCGGAUCCCCCACAGGGUGAAACAAAUGACCCCUUCGUGGGGGACAAGCCCCGUGGCAGAAAAGGGCAAUCCGUUGCAUACAGCCUAUUUAAGGUUGACGGUAUUCAGGCAUUUCAGCUGAGACCAACAAUUUAUACGAACUCUUCCUGCAUCUCAUCUUGACUCCUAGAACCAACGCGCUACAAUGAGAAACCUCAGUACCUGGCCCACAUUCGCAGCCCUCCUUUGGUCUGCUCCAAGGGUCCUGGCGCAGUGCGGUCUCCCGUCAACGUACAGCUGGACGUCGACUGGCCCGCUCGCUGAACCCAAGGACGGAUGGGCAUCACUCAAGGACUUCACUGCGGUCCCGUACAAUGGGCAGUAUCUUGUGUACGCAACUUAUCAUGAUACGGGCACGAGCUGGGGCUCCAUGAAUUUCGGCCUCUUCUCGAACUGGUCCGACAUGGCCACGGCGAGCCAGAACGCAAUGACUCAGUCGACUGUCGCGCCCACGCUAUUCUACUUCGAGCCCAAGGAUGUCUGGAUCCUCGCGUACCAAUGGGGCCCUACUGCAUUUUCCUACCUGACGUCGAGUGAUCCAACCGAUGCCAAUGGUUGGUCAUCACCCCAACCGCUCUUUUCCGGGUCAAUUUCAGACUCAGACACCGGGGUCAUUGACCAGACAGUCAUCGGCGACAGUACAACAAUGUACCUCUUUUUCGCGGGAGACAACGGCCGCAUCUAUCGCGCCAGUAUGCCCAUCGACCAAUUCCCCGGCGAUUUCGGUACCGAGUCCGAGAUUAUCCUGUCAGAUGAAAGAAACAACUUGUUCGAAGCUGUCCAGGUGUACACGGUCUCAGGUCAAAGCAAAGACACAUACCUAAUGAUUGUCGAAGCGAUCGGGGCACAGGGGCGCUAUUUCCGGUCAUUCACUGCCGACAGCCUUGGUGGCUCAUGGACACCGCAGGCGGCCACUGAGAGCGCACCUUUUGCUGGCAAAGCCAACAGCGGUGCCACCUGGACGGACGAUAUCAGCCAUGGCGAUCUUGUGCGCAGUACCCCGGAUCAGACAAUGAGCAUCGACCCUUGCAACCUGCAGCUCCUCUAUCAGGGCCGAGAUCCCAGCCUCAACCCCGGCUACGACCUUCUGCCAUAUCGGCCAGGGCUCCUCACCCUGAAGUGAGGGUGCUUGGGAAAGGAAAGGUGGAGCUACCCAUGCCGUCUUGUUACUUGAUUGUGGGUCAGCGUCUUAGAAUGUAUAUACUUCGAAACAAUCUGAAACAAAUAAUUAUAGC